AUGCACUAUCCUCUGCUCCACCAGACGAAAGAGAACGCCGAACUGAGAAGACACGUCAAACGUCGCACCCAAGCGCUGGACACCAUCCGGCGUGCAUACAUCGUCGAUGUUGAGCAUCUCAAGCGAGAUUUGCGGGACCAGGUGGAAGGAAAAUCGGCGGCAGGAUCCGAAAACUCGGACGAUGUUGCUUUGGGAGGAAUCCCCUCGCUGGAUUUCCGCCCAGUUCUCGAGUUAUUCGCGCCCACGGGCGACACGCUGCAGAUAUCUCCUUGCGAAGAGUGCGGGGGUACGAUGGAGAUUGUCCACUAUGACGAAAAAGAGGUGGUCAAGCUUAGGCGUCAGCUCGAGACCAUUCGAGAGGAGCUAAUGGAGAGCGGGAAAGCGCUAGGCAACAGUAAAGCCAUCGUGGAGACCUACCGAGCAAAGGCCGAAACCGCAUCGUCGGAAUUCUCGGAGAUCCAUAAUAUGCUACUGAGAGAAAUAAAGAUGCUCAAGGAAAAGCUGGCGAAUGCGGGGCCAGAGGUAGUGGCCAAGAUCUCGGAAGAGAGAGACAAAGCAGAAUCGCGCGUGAGAUCGGCCAACCGGACGGUGUCGGAUCUGGAAAGCGUCGUGGUGGAACUGCAGGCCCAAGUACAGCGAGACGCAGACGACAACUUAAAGGUAGAAGAGAUGGAGCACCACUUGCUGGAGGCGUCAAAAGAAACAAAAGCCAUGGCAUUCGAGAGGGACACGCAGGCUUCCGCUGCAGACGAGUUGCGAGCGACGGUGGCGUCGCUCAACACCGACCUCCAACAAGCGAACGAUAAGAACGCCAAGCUGUUAAAAGCUUUCGAGGAUCAUGAAGAGAACAGCAAACGUUCGAUCGCAAAGCUUCGAAAGCUGUUGGACAGCGCAAAAACAAGCGAGGCGGAGAUGCGAGAAGAGCUUGCCGCACUGAGGGAGGAAAACCUACAAAACAUGCUAACAAGCGAGGGUGGCGACGGCAACAGCAGAUCUCACGAGCAUCUUGACCGACCACAGGAUGCAGCAAGCGCUGAUGGGUCGUUUGCGGGUUUCAACGGCGAACCUGAGGUCGAAGCACCGCCGCCAGAGAAGAGCGACAAGAUGUUGGUCUUGGAACUGACUGAAGGGCUCAGGCGAAAGAGCACAGCGGCCGUGGGAGAAGAAAUCCUCUCCGGGGCGUACGCGAGGCGCGAGGAACAGGCAGCCCUUGAAAUAGCACAACUCAAAGCGCUUCUAACGAAGGCAGACGCCCAGGUCCUGAAGGGCAAGAGAGACAACAAGAAGCUUCUCAAGAUGUGGAACGGCGCUAGAGCACGCUUGCAGGAGGCGGAGGGGACCGACCGGAGCGGCGACAGCAGCAAUCUCUCUCUGCCUAUCACCGUCAGUAAAGUACCAACGGAGGAACAUGCGCCUCCAGAGGAAGUCAAGGAAUCUGCUGCCAAUCUGCGCUCUGGAAAACGCGCGCGCCGCUCGACGAGAAAAGUUGCAGCUGACACCGUCGAUAGUUCGGACGAAGACGACACCGAGGGCGUGAUGGCUGUUGCCAUUUCGUACCUUGAGGAGGACUGCCGCCGACUUGGAGUAGCGAAAGGAGAGCUGCAAGAAUAUUGCAACAACCUGCAGAGUCAAUUGAAAAGCGUACAAGAGAGUCUUGCGAAGACGCAGAGCAGCCUUGAGAGCGAAAGGCAAGGAAAAGAAGAAGCCGAACGAGGAUUGGAGGAACGCCGCGAGUUACUUUCCAAAGCAACUUUAGCCGUUGCGGAGCAUUCUAUGGCUCUACACGACGCUCAAGAAAGCACGGACAAGGUCAAGCAGGAACUCGACCAGGAAAAGACCGCCACGGCUCAACUUGGACUACAGCUCAAAGAGAUGGGUACGGUGAACGGCGUUCUGGAGGCGGGACUAGUGGCGACAAAACACUCCCUCGAGAUCAUGACCACCGCCAAAGGCGAGGCAGAAGCAGCCGCAGAGCGCAACGCCUCCCAGGCCAAGCGCAAUGCUCUGCGCGCAGAGGGCAAUGCAUCCUGGGCCGAAGCGGAGGGCAUGCGUGCCGAGGAGGAGUCAUCACGACGUUUCCUGUCCGACGUGGUUGCAGCCGAGAGGAUAGCUGUUCUUGGCGUGGAACUGAACAAGUGUGUAAACGAAUUGGAACGACGGAGACUGGAGGCCAAGGAGCACGCGGAGCAAAUGAAGGAAUUUCGGCAGGUCGUCGCCGAGAGAGCGAGGCUGGAGGAAGAGGUUGCUUCGCAGCGAGAUACAAUUUUGGACAUGCGGCAAAGAACUGCCAAGGACCAAACGAUGAUCGAGGAGUUGAAGUUGCAGGUGGUGUUGCUGGACGGGAUGCGAAAAGAGGUCCUGUGUCUUGAAGACAAAUUGGAACGGCUUCAAGUGGAGCUGAGUGCAACCAAGACUUCACUGGAAGCAUCGAACCAGCAGCGCAAGGUCCAAAUCGCUACCGUGGAGCACCACGACCGAGUCGACGGCGCACGCUCAGAUCAAUUGCUUCUAGAUUCCCUCUGUAAGCAAAGGGCCGCACAAAUAUCGAACAUGGAAGAGGCUAUGCGGAGGCUAGAGGCCACGAGGGCGGCAUUGCAGAAGGAGCACGACGAGCUUCUCGUUGAGAAGGAGGAGCUGCACGAGACGCUGUUGAAGCAGAAGGAUGUUUUAUUAGACAACAGCAAGGAGCUGCGCAAGUACUCAGCCCUAAAGGUUGAGCACGCUACUGAAGUUAAGCAGCAUGGGAAGGUGGCGAGGUGUCUGCAGGAAGCAGAGGGGAACAUCAGACGCGUCAACAUCAGGCUUGAGAGAGCCAUUGGGGACGCUGCCGUGGCCGCCAGCACGGCGAAGGAAGCAGAAUCUGUGCGGGCUAGCGCUGUGGAGGAGCGCAAGGCUGCCGUCGUGGAGGCUCAGACCAUCAGAGACACUAUGGAGAGGGAGAAAGAACAAGCGCAAGCCGUGGGAAAGCAGUUGCAUGACUUGGUGGAGGCCAACGUAACCAGGCUGGCGACGAACACGGCGGUAGCGACAGAGGUUUGUCGACUCGGUGCUCGCUGGAAUUUUCCGUGGCUUCAGGUCUAG
This is a messenger RNA of Ectocarpus siliculosus, 3081 nucleotides long. NCBI's taxonomy places the organism in Eukaryota, Phaeophyceae, Ectocarpales, Ectocarpaceae. The record is from the annotation of a GenBank genome assembly.